Messenger RNA from Solenopsis invicta (red fire ant), 2743 nucleotides. Its product is annotated as pair-rule protein odd-paired. Bases 745 to 2187 code for a protein of 480 amino acids. Gene Ontology annotation, molecular function: RNA polymerase II cis-regulatory region sequence-specific DNA binding; DNA-binding transcription factor activity, RNA polymerase II-specific. The record is from RefSeq and is a predicted model, not a curated record. The transcript has 3 exons. Gene Ontology annotation, biological process: central nervous system development; regulation of transcription by RNA polymerase II. NCBI's taxonomy places the organism in Eukaryota, Metazoa, Arthropoda, Insecta, Hymenoptera, Formicidae. Gene Ontology annotation, cellular component: nucleus.
AACGAGGAGGGAACGAGAAACGCGCGCGGCUCGCAGAGAAAGAAGGGGACUCCGAAAUCAGACGCGUCGCCUCGGUGGGAGUCCUUUACUUUCAGUCCCGCUGUGAACGCAGCGAGGAGCGCUACGUGUAUUCACCUUCAUCGCACCCGGGAUGCCGUCAUCGUGUUGUUGUUAUCGUCGUCGCGUUCAUCACUAGGAAAGAUAUUGUGUUUGCUCCCCGAAAACCGAAAACGUACCACGGUCGCGUGCAAGUGACAAAAAAAAAAAGAGAUGAUCGAUCGUUAAUGUCAUGCUUUACGAGAAUCGUCUAAAAGUGUUAUAAUCCGCACGUGACGAAUGUAUGUUGAAGCGAGUUCGUUCGUGAUGUUAUACGUGAAAUGUAAGAUUGCUCGCUAAUCAGGACAGAAUGGGACUUGUGUUAACAUGGAAAUAUGAAUAUUACGAAAUACGGAUUUCGCGAAAGCUUAGAAUAGGCAGCUUGAUAAGACUAGUGAUUCUAGAAUGAAGUGUAUUGUGGUCCGUAUGAUUCCUACGUCAAAUACACGAUUCUGCUCUAUUCAAUUAUAGUUCUCAAAGAUAGAUCUCUCUGAUUCGCAGUCCUUGAGAUAGAGAAUCCAAUAAAAUCCAGCGACGUCGAAGAUGUAUAAAACGUCCCCAUUGUCUGAUGAUGCGACCUGAAUCACAUCGUCGCGAACAAAGUUCUUUGGUGCUACUUUUGAAGCCGACGUUACGCCAAUCGCGAUAAUGAGUUUUAUAGAGAGUAUGCCACCCCACCCACAUCAUAUCGUCAAUCUGGGUAUCAAGGUGUCACCCGGAGGUGGUGGGGCAACCGGUGGAUUAACAGAUCCCGGUGCGAACAUUCAGCCACCUCCGGCCGAGGCACCGUCCCAGCAACACCAUCACUUCCAUCCCCAAAGCUACCCGUCGCAUCAUUCUCACACAGCUCCCCAUAUGCCGCCUCACAUGAGCCAUCACAUGGGCCAUCCUAGUUAUGCGCGUGAGUUUAUCAUUCGACGGGAACACGAAAUAGCAACAGCGAGUCCUACCACCCCCGAGAGCAGCGGACUAGGCCUGUUCACGCCGUUGCAUCAUGACGGCACAGCCGCGACGAUGCAACAUUUCUCUCAUCAUCCCAGUCAGCAUUCAUUGGCCGCCACCCACUAUCCUGGGCACUAUCCUCAGGAUACCAGGCCAAUACCUUCUCAUCACCAGUAUAUCGGUACGCCGCACAUGACGCCGGCCGCUAUCCACCACCAGCAACACCCAGCCAUGAACCAUCCAAGUCAUCCCAGCGCCUUCUUCAGAUUCAUGAGGCCUAACGGCGCCGGCAGCGCCGGCGGCCACGCGGGCACCGUUGCCAGCGGUGGCUCCAUGGAAAUUAUGUGCAAGUGGGUAGAUCAAGACCCGACGUUACCAGAAAAUGGAAGAAAGCUAUGCGGCAAGACGUUCACCUCUCUUCACGAUAUCGUGGCACACCUGACAGUGGAACACGUGGGCGGACCCGAGUGUACAACGCACGCGUGCUUCUGGCAGGGUUGCGCGCGUAACGGUAAGGCCUUCAAGGCCAAGUACAAACUCGUGAAUCACAUACGAGUGCAUACUGGAGAAAAACCGUUCUCGUGCCCAUUUAACAAUUGCGGCAAAGUCUUUGCCAGGUCGGAAAAUCUCAAGAUACACAAGAGAACGCACACUGGCGAGAAACCUUUUAAAUGCGAGUUUAGUAACUGCGACAGGAGGUUCGCGAACAGCAGCGAUCGAAAGAAGCACAGCCACGUCCACACUUCGGACAAGCCUUACAAUUGUCGAGUGUCAGGAUGUGAAAAGUCCUACACCCAUCCCAGUUCGCUACGCAAACACAUGAAGGUACAUGGAUUACCCGAGGGUAAAGGAGGAGGAUACGAGAGCGAGGGAGAAGAGAGCAGCAGUAGUGGGGGUAGUCUGUCGGUGACUGGUAAUACGGAAUCAUCCCAGCCACCUCCGAUCCCGCCAAGGACAACAACCAAUCUUCCGUCUACGAAUCGAACUCACGAUCCCUCGCUUCGUGGAGCUGCGGAGGUGACGGAAUGGUACGUUUGUCAGGCACCGACAGUCGGGCCUCAACCAGGGCCCCUACCUGGUCCACCACAGCCGCAUCAUCUUGGUCAUCAUUUCAAUCAAUUGAUACACCACCAAGCAGCCGCUUAUUAGGAAAUAUCGAAGGAUCGAAGUUGUGACCAAGUGAGAGUCUUUCUAAAAAAAUCUCCGUUCCUAUCCGUUCACCUCAAUUUGAUGAUGUGAUUUCUUGCUGAGGAUGAGUUUCGUCAAAGGAACUACAAAUGACAAUCAUCUGUCGAUUUAUCGAAGAUAAUCCUUCGAGGAAAUAUUCGGGGACAUGCCUGUGGCGAAAUUUCGUACUCAUCAUAUGAUGUACUAUUCGGGCUCCGUUGGCGCCUUAUAUAAAGAAGCUCAUGGAUAUUUAGAAUGGAGUAACGUAUUCGCUGUAAGCAUCACUCUAACGUUUUCGACAUCAUACAAAUUUAAAGAAUAUUUCAACACAUUUUUGAGUAAUAUAAGGUAUAUCAUAUAAUUCAUUCAUUUAAAAUGUUUCUAAAUUAACGAUUAUUAAACAAAAAAAACAUUUUUCAACGUUACUUCUUUGUGAAGAGGACAUUUUGUGAUAUAUCUCUAUUAUUUCAAAUAAAAUCACAUAAUCUUUUCAUAUCAAACGAUUCUUCUUGACAUUCUGCAAAUAUAAAUACUAAUA